AAUGAAGCUAUGAUUAAAAGAGUUGUUUGAAGUAAAGUAUAAAACUUUCCUUUCAACCGACUUAAAACACAUUAAUGAUGCAAUUAUUAAUUUACUUAGAGACAAACUUUAUCUUCUUCUUGUUGCAGGGAAACGAGGAAAACUUAAAUAACCCUUUAUUGGUGCCUCAAUAUAGCAUCAACGAGCAACCACAUCAACAAUCAGUGAACCAAACUUAUCACGAAAUGAGCGAUCAGACAUUUCACACGCCUUCGUUCGGUGACGAAGAAUUUGACAUUCCGGUAAUGCAUCACCAAUCAACAGAAUCACAACAUCAUCAGUUAGAUCAAUAUCAGAUGCAUGGUCAUCCGAUGGGUCUUAUGAAUGAUCAACAGAUUGUUUACAAUCAAUGGCAUCAACAACAACAACCAACACCUGAAAGUCAUAUGAUGACAAAUCAAUCAUAUCAAUUACAAUCGCCGAAUCAUUCCAAUUUCCAACAUAUUUCUAGCCCCAAUCAACAAUUGCAUAUGAUACAACAACCACUAAGUUCUCACCAACCAACGACAAUUGGAAAUCAUCAUCAACAACCUCAAAUCUCACCGCAAUUGAGUGCAACAUGUAACAGUUUCAUUGGACAAUCACCAACUCAAGGAGUUCGUAGUAAUGAAAAUCCAUCAACGAGUGAUGAAAGUGAUGACAAUGUAUUAAACGAUCCAAAUAAUGCUUUUAAACAUCCAUCAUCCGAUCCAUUCGCUGACGGCGAUUUACCAAAAGGGAAUACAGCGAAAAAGACUAAAACAGUGGCUAAGAAAACCACGAGAAAGAAGAAAGAUCCGAAUGAGCCACAAAAGCCUGUAACGCCUUACGCUUUGUUUUUCCGAGACACACAAGCGGCUAUCAAAGGACAAAACCCAAAUGCGUCGUUCGGUGAAGUUUCUAAAAUUGUCGCAUCAAUGUGGGACGUGCUUGCGCCGGAACAUAAAAAUGUUUACAAAAAGAAGACAGAAGCGGCAAAAAAAGAUUAUUUAAAAGCUUUGGCAGUGUAUCGGGCGAAUUUAGUUUCUCAGGGAAGCGAAGAAUUAUCAGCAUCAAAUCAGCAAGCAGCGUUGAGUCCAACGCAAAACAAUAUUCAGCUGACAUCAAGUCCAGCACCGCUUUUAACACAGGCACCAUCAAUAUCAAGUCCUCAACAAAUGCAAAACUUCCCAACAAUGACACAAACUUAUCAACAAAGCUUUGUGAAUCAAACUUUAAUUAAUCAAAACACGAUGACGCAAAAUACGAUGAUGAACAUGCCACAACAACAGCAGACUGGAUCUCAAAAUCAAUUCAUGAAUCAACAAAUACAUCAAAUAAGUCAGCAACCAUCAACUGGACAACAGCAUUCAAAUGUCUCAUCACAACAAAUAAACAAUAACAAUAAUAAUAAUCAAAUGCCACCAGUGACAGUCACACCAACAGUUUUAACUCCGACACAGAAUUGCAUUCGAAGCGGCUGUAAGAAUCCUGCCAUCGUUUCUAUUGAUUGGGAAGAUGAAUAUUGCAGUAAUGAAUGUGUCACGACACAUUGUAAAGACGUCUUCGCAAAUUGGGUUCAGGCUCAAUCAACAUCUCAACAGCAGCAACAAAAUUUUCCAACUGUCAAAUGAAAUUUCAAUAAAAAAGGCAAUUAAAUGAAGAACAUCAUGUGACGACAUCUUUUAUAAUGAAAAUACUUUUUAUUAAUGUAAAUGUUAAAGCAUACGAAACUAAUUUCAUGUAUUCAUGUAGAUAGGAAAGAAGAUUAAAAAAUCGAAUACGAAACAUUUUAAGAAGAUUACGUAACUUUUUUUUUCUCUACAUCUAAAUCAGUGAUUUUCAAUCUUUUCGACUUGGAAUUGUUUUGAAAAUAUUAAAUAAAAAUUUUUAUUUCAUUAAAAUGUUGCAAGAUUAGAAAAGGUUGGAAACCCACUGCCAAAUACAUAUGGAAAGGUCCUAAAACCUAAUUCAAGUUGUCACCUGCCUCAGAUGAUUGAAAAGAAAGAAUGUCAAAGGAAAAUUAUAAUUUGUUAACUUAAUUAUCGCCUAUGAUAAGAUUACUUGGAAACAUUCAUUCCUAUUGCCAUAAGGAAUAAUUAAUUAAAAUUAUGAGAGAUGAAAGUGUGCACACCAAUGGACUGACUUUCUUCUCUACUCUCAUCAUCAAAUUUCUGUUUGAAAAAUUAAAAAAAAUGAAAAACGAAAAUUUCCCCAGGGCACAGAAAAACUUCCUUGAAGUGGAAGAUAAUUUCAUGUACAGAUAAAAAGUUGUUGAAAGUUUUUUAAUCAUCGGAGGGAAUUUAUUGUGAAGAGAAAAA
Messenger RNA from Clunio marinus, 2318 nucleotides. The record is from the annotation of a GenBank genome assembly. Lineage: Eukaryota; Metazoa; Arthropoda; Insecta; Diptera; Chironomidae.